Messenger RNA from Owenia fusiformis, 805 nucleotides. NCBI's taxonomy places the organism in Eukaryota, Metazoa, Annelida, Polychaeta, Sabellida, Oweniidae. The record is from the annotation of a GenBank genome assembly.
CAGGGACCAUAUUGCACACCAACGUCUCAAUCACAGAGUCAGACAUCAUCAAAAAUAUGUCCAAAGAUAUGUUGUUGGUCAAAUUGGGAAACUUGGAGCAAGAGUUGCCCUUCUUGCCCUCUUUGUGGCGGAGGAUCUGUCACAUGUACAAAGACUAGGACCAGACAAGGACCGAACUGCACACCAAUGUCUCAAUCACAGUAUGAAACAUCAACUAAAAUGUGUUCAAAGAUGUGUUGUUGGUCAAACUGGGCUACUUGGAGCGAGAGUUGCCCUUCAUGCCCGAAGUCUUGUAAUAGAGGAUCUGUUAAGUGUACACGGACUAGGACCAGACAAGGACCAUACUGCACACCAAAUCCCCAAUUACAGACCGAAGUGUCGACCAAAUUAUGUACCGAUAUACCUUCAUGUUGCAAUUCGAAGAGUUGGACAUCAUGGAGUUGCUCACCUUGUGGCAUAUUUUCAUUUCGGGCAUCUGAAGAUAGAAUCACAGAAUAUGACCGACAGCCGUCCAUAAGUAGAAAUUGUAGAAGUAAAAAAGAAUGUAUCCGUCGUUUUACGUGUUCUUGUCAAUCCUUGGCUUGUACGAGUGACACACAAACUAGAACAGAGGUGUGUUAUUACGUAACACCCAUAGGCCGGUGCAUCCGUGAAUAGACAUUACAGCUUGCAAUGUACAGAGUAUGAAAUAAUAAACAUAUAUAUUCUGCAUAUAAUAUGGGUUAUGUCUUCAUUACAUUUUGUAGUUGUUUUUUUGCAAGAUAAAUGAAGUUUUUUUUCAAACAUAGCUUGUGAAGAUGUGUCC